Molecule: messenger RNA, 1157 nt
Organism: Drosophila persimilis
Lineage: Eukaryota; Metazoa; Arthropoda; Insecta; Diptera; Drosophilidae
Gene: BEAF-32
Exons: 2
Coding region: 63-893 (276 amino acids)
Molecular function (GO): DNA binding
Source: RefSeq, a predicted model, not a curated record
GCAUUUCAUUUGUAGAGAAAAUUUUAGUUUUUCACAAAUUAAUUCAUAAUUAACAUCUAAAGAUGCCAAAGGGACGCGUGAGCAAUGUGUGGCAGCACUACGACAUCAACGAGGACUGCGAAAACUUUGCGAUAUGCCGCUAUUGCGGAAAUAAUAUAUCGCGUGGUGGCAUGGCCAGCAAUUUAAAGGGCAACAAUACCACAAAUUUGUGGACGCAUCUGCGCCACAAGCAUAGCGACGAGGUGGUCGUAAAUCCCGUGCAGAGCCGUCAGGGGCGUCUUAUUCCCAUUCUAAAAAAAGAGAAAACUGUGCGAAUAACUAAGGCCAAGCAACUGCGGGAGCCAUUGCAUGUGGCCAAGCCGAAGAUUGAAAGGCAGUCCACAUCGUUUGUCGCCGAGACCGGCGCACUCCCGCAGAAGUGGGAGGAGUAUGAGCAAAACGAUGGGAUCAGCGAGGACAUCAAGGACAUUAUCUACAACGAAGAUCCGCUCUGCUACAGUCCCAUACACGUUAUGGAGGAGGAGGUCGCCCUCGAGUCUGGCGAAAAGGUCACCGUGCUGAACCCCAGCGGCCAUAGCCGCGCCACCAUCAGCAGUGCCCCAGUCGUGGCCACUGUGGUGGCCUCGAACACCAACACGGCCAACGCGGCCAAACAGCUGAAGAACAACCUGGAGACAUCCAUCGACCGCCUGACCACGGUCAGCGAGCAACUGAGCUACAUCAUUCAGCAGAGCCACGAGGAACAUAGCAAGGACGACGACUACUACUUCGCCCUGAGCCUUGUGCCCAGCAUGCGCCAGAUGUCGCUGAGCCGCAAGCUAUAUGUGCGCACCAAGAUCCAGGAGGUUAUCUUCAAGACGAGCGAGGAGGCCACCUCCGGCAAGGACGAAUGAAUAGAUUAAGUAUAAGCUACCAAGAAGUCGAAGAAACGAAAGCAACCAAACAGCAACAGAGACAGCUGUUUGAAUGGGUUCUUUCUCGUUUGGGUUUUGGGUAGCUGAAUUUAAUCGAUUAGGCUAAGUGUAUGACUUUAUGUAUUCUGUAGAUCCACUUAAUCAUCUUUUCUUUCAGCAUUAAUGUAAAAAUUGUAUUCACGAUAAGAAUAAACAUCCAAAUAAAUAUCUGGCAGAGAAACGCAAAAGAGCGAUAUAGUAGAA